UCUAAAAGUCCAAACGCGACUCAGCCCGUUGAUGUUGUGCUGAUUUAGGUAUCUUUCGGGUGAUGUUAUCAAAUCACGAUGCUUCCUGGGCUGUCGAGUGAUGGUGGGUGGUACGGUGAGACAUGCAUGCAACUCGCCUACUUCUCGGGGCUGUCCGGACCUCCUGAGAGCUGAAGAGAAAUUUCCGUGAUAAGUAGGUAAGCAGUCACCAGACACAGACAUGUGCUUUCUAAAGCCAAAGGGACCCUUGCCGUAUGCCCAAAGUGAUGUAAAAUACCAUGACGACGCCGAUACAAAAAGGCCAAACAAAGAAAAUCCACUACCUCGGAUCGCAAGCUUACCAGCGAAGCAAGAACUGCAGCCAACCUUUCAGAGAACCCACUCAACGAGAGCACAUUCCCAAGGAAGAAACGACCAUCUUGCUCGAAUUCUCAACCCUAUAUCCCACGGUUCUCCAUGUCCAACACCAUACCCCAAAACCCACCACCACCACCACCUGUUAACGAAAAAGUCCCUCUCCUCCCAACCCCAACCGCAGAAGACCACCUCAAGACCUCCUGCGGCAACCUCAUAACCUGGCUCGGCGGACCCUACGCCAUCCUCCUCCAAAUCGCCUCCCCCAGCAUCGCCCUCGGCUCCUGCACCCACUCCCGCUUCCGCACCCACCCCAUCUCCCGCUUCCGCCGAACCGCAGCCUUCAUCAUCGCCGUGGUCCACGGAACCGAGGAACAACGCAAUCUCAUCUGCAAUGCUAUCAAAAAACAACACUCCCACAUCCACGGCCCAAAUUACACCGCCAACGACCCCCUCCUCCAGAAAUGGACAGCAGCCACCCUCUUCGUUGCUGGCCAAAAAACUCACGAACUGUUUUCGAUUGAGAGGAAACCCAUGUCACGGGAGGAGAAAGAGGUGCUAUGUCAGGAGUUUGGGAGGUUUGCUACCGCGUUGGAUAUGCCGCUGGAGAUGUGGCCUGGGUCGUUGGGGGAGUUUGAGAGGUAUUUUAAUGAGGAGUUGCAAUCAUUGGAGAUUACAGAGGCGAGUAAGCAGGUGGCGGAUGUUUUGCUGAGAGGGAUGGAGUUGCCUUGGUUUUUGAUGUGGGCUUUGCCGGUUAUGAGGGUGUUGAUGGCUGGUUGGUUGCCAGAGAGGUUUAGGGUUGCUUUUGGGCUGCCUGAUCCGAAUGGGUGGGCAGUUUGGGGGGCGUAUUGGGUUGCUGUCCGGUUGAUAUGGGGGCUGAAUUGGCUAACGCCUGAAGGGGUGAGGGUGCUGGUUGAAUCGUGGAUGAAGAGGGACAUGGCGACGGCGGCGGAGGAUAUUAGGGUGCAUGGUCGGUGGAUGAUAUGAUACAACCUUCUCUUGUUCAUGCGGUAAGAUCUCCUAUGCAAUAAUGUCGACUCGGUCAUGUGCUGGAUUGUUUCGGUCCAAAAGUUCGAUACCCUGUUUGGUGUAGACCACAAUCCCCCGCUGCGGCUCGUCCACCGCAUAAGGGCCCAUAUUUUCUAGUACACACUUGUUAAUCGACAAGCCGAAGACUUCUGG
This is a messenger RNA of Podospora bellae-mahoneyi, 1536 nucleotides long. RefSeq lists its product as uncharacterized. The coding region runs from base 457 to 1341 and encodes 294 amino acids. Gene Ontology annotation, molecular function: oxidoreductase activity. The transcript is spliced from 2 exons. Lineage: Eukaryota; Fungi; Ascomycota; Sordariomycetes; Sordariales; Podosporaceae. The record is from RefSeq and is a predicted model, not a curated record.